This is a messenger RNA of Hermetia illucens (black soldier fly), 1334 nucleotides long. RefSeq names its product ice-structuring glycoprotein-like. NCBI's taxonomy places the organism in Eukaryota, Metazoa, Arthropoda, Insecta, Diptera, Stratiomyidae. The record is from RefSeq and is a predicted model, not a curated record. The transcript is spliced from 2 exons. The coding region runs from base 96 to 1259 and encodes 387 amino acids.
UGGGUAUAAAUGCACAAACUCGAUUUGGAGAAACCGCAAUAAUUCGAUCGCUUCCUUCCAAUUAACAACCUUUGAAGAAAUUUGAGAGAGUCGAAAUGUUUCGAUUGGCUGUUAUUUUGUUUGUUUGCGCUGUGGCCAACGCCAGUGUUAGUCACGUUGCCGCUCCCUUGGUAGCCGCCCCAGCAGUAGCUGCUGUUGCCCCAGUUGCAUACAGUGCCGCGGCCACAACUAACGCCUUCCAGAAGUUUGCAACCCCAGUUGCUGCUGCUGCCCCCAUCAUUGCUGCUCGUGCUGCUCCAGUUGCCUACAGUGCUGCUUCAACUGUGAACGCUUUCCAGAAAUUCGCUACUCCAGCUGUGGUUACUGCUCCUGUAGCUGCACCCGUCGCCUAUAGUGCUGCCUCUACCGUAAACGCCUUCCAAAGGUAUGCUGCUCCAGUAGUCGCCGCUGCUCCUGCUGUAGUUUCAGCUCCAGUUGCAUACAGUGCUGCAUCGACUGUAAACGCCUUUGAACGUUAUGCCACUCCAGUGGUUGCUGCUGCUCCCGCUGUUGCUGCCGCUCCAGUUGUAGCUGCCCGUGUCGCUGCACCUGCUGCUAUUGCUCCUGUUGUGCCAGCUGCCCGAUUAGCCGCUGCGCCAGUUGCUGUAGCUGCCCCAGCUGUCCGUACUGCAGCCAUCGCUGCCCCUAUUGCCGCCGUCCGCACUGCUAUUGCUCCAGCUGUUGCCCCAGUUGCUUACACCGCUGCCGUUGCUGCACCAGUUGCAUACACUGCCCAAUUCGCCGCUCCAGUUGCAUAUGCCGCUAGACUCGCUGCUCCAGCUAUCGCCCCCCUUGCUUACAGCGCCAUAGCCCCAGCUCGUCUUGCUGCUCCUGUAGCUGCAGCUUUUGCUCCCGUCGCUGCUGCUACCCCUCUUGCAUAUGCUGCCUCAUACCUUCCCACUGGUGUAGCUGCUGCUGCAGGAACUCCAGUUUCAUUCAACGCUGCUUUACCUGGAGCUACUACCUACGGAGCCCCGACUGCCAAAUCUGCUCCAGAACCAGCUGCUCCUGAAGCUCCCUUGAACCCACAAGCCUCAAACCCAGCCGACUCAGAAGCCUCUUUGGCUGAAGGCAGAAGCGCUGAACCUGCACCUGAAGGCGCUGCCGUUUAUGGUCCACCAGAAGCUCCAAAUGCAGAACAACAGCCACAAGGAUCCAUUUCGCGGUCGGAUUCUUCGCCAGAACUGUUGAAAUUCACCGAAGCUAAUGGAAGAGCUUAAAAUAAUGUUUAAUCUAGUUCCAUUAUAUUGCUUAUGUGAUUGAAACCUUUUGAUAAAUAUACUUUUCUAACUAUU